Messenger RNA from Didymodactylos carnosus, 408 nucleotides. The record is from the annotation of a GenBank genome assembly. Lineage: Eukaryota; Metazoa; Rotifera; Eurotatoria; Philodinida; Philodinidae.
AUGGAAAACAACAAACAAAUGUACAAUAAAACUCCAGAACUACUUAGUUACUUACCUGGAUGUCUUAACAAACUUCAAGAGAAAGUUAAUCGAGGACGGACACCAUCGCCACCAUCGAUCAACUCUGUACAUAAUCAACAAGAAACUGAUUAUAAUGCAUUGGACGAAAUGAAACAUAUCCAUCAACUAAUUAAAGAUAAUGGACACCAAGGUGAUUAUGGAAUUCAAAUUAAAUUUGGUGACUUAAUACCGAUCUAUGGAGCUGCUCAAAUCGAUAAAUUAACUGAAAUCUUAGCAAUUACACGUAAAAAUGGUUAUAUUAAUUACACUCUUAAUGAUUUCUUACGACAAGGUCGAGAUGAAGAUAUUUAUAUUAGAUUAAUUAAAAAACACCAGUUUAAUCGUUGA